Messenger RNA from Opisthorchis viverrini, 495 nucleotides. RefSeq lists its product as hypothetical. The transcript is spliced from 3 exons. Bases 1 to 495 code for a protein of 164 amino acids. Lineage: Eukaryota; Metazoa; Platyhelminthes; Trematoda; Opisthorchiida; Opisthorchiidae. The record is from RefSeq and is a predicted model, not a curated record.
AUGGCUAUAUCACUAAACCAAUGGGGAUCAUGCGCCGGCACUAUCGCAUUCACUGCGUAUCUCCCUCACUCCCUCCCAAACCCUGCGCCUUCGGGCUUGACCAGCCCCCUGCAGCCGAACACGUCAAACUGUUGGGUCGCCGGCUCCCCGAUGAAAACCCCGCUGGCUGCUGCCUCCCAGGUCACGUUUGGGUCAAAGGCUAGGGAUAGGGUCGCCGAACAAAACCCUGCAUCCUUUCAUUGCUUUGUGGGUCGGACUUUUGUGCCAAAAGCUCAAGAAGGUCCGUCGUUCGAACCCGACCCUUGUCCCUCUCGACUUCCCCUGUCUAGGCUUGAGCAAACUGACAGUAUCCCAGCCCUCGUGCAACCUUCGGGUGGCAUGGCAAUGGUAGUUGGUGAGAUGGCUCAGCGGUUAGGGAGCAAAUUUACUGACCAGAAGGUUUAUGGUUCGAACCCAACCUCUGCCUCUCGACGUGCCCUGUUUAGGCUUGGGUAA